UUGAUAUAAACCAAGCGGUCGGAGCGUGGUGAACCUAUGCUGUGCUCUGUUUGGAUAGAAUCCUCAGCUCCACAAACUGUGGCGCUGAACUCUGCCAAAAAGACACCUCGAGAAUGGGCUUCGAAGUCUCCGCUUGGCUCCGCACGCGCGCCCCUGUGGCGACCAUGACUGUCCUGAGCUCCGCAUCGCCGAAGCGCCACCCUCUUUUCUUCUCAUUCUUCAAGCCCACCAUCUCUUGCUGCACCUCUGGUUCCGCAGAUUCUUCUCCAUUAUCGCCACCUUCCUUGUCUUCCCGUUCGUACAGCCGUCGAUGGUGCAGUACUCCCAUCAGUCGUAGACCAUUGGAUCAGGAUGUGGAUAAUGUUCGUGACUGGGUCGAAGCUGAUCAACCACUUGCGUCUCCAGACAGACUUACAAUUGUGUCGUAUAAUAUAUUGGGGGACAGAAAUGCUUCGAAACACAGAGAUCUAUACUCAAAUGUUCCUCCUUUUUACAUGAACUGGGAGCGCCGUAAGAAGGUCAUUUGCAAAGAACUCAUGGGAUGGAAUCCUGAUAUAAUCUGUUUGCAAGAAGUCGACAGGUAUUAUGAACUAUCAGACAUAUUGGUGAAAGCGGGAUAUGCUGGGUCAUAUAAGAGACGCACUGGAGAUGCUGCUGAUGGCUGUGCUAUGUUUUGGAAAGCUGAUGAGUUCCGGUUAUUAGAGGGACAGAGUAUUGAAUUCAAGGAGUUUGGUCUUCGUGAUAAUGUUGCUCAGCUUUCUGUUUUUGAGAUGCGAAAAGAUGAAUCCAGAAGACUACUGGUUGGUAACAUCCAUGUCCUUUAUAACCCAAGCCGUGGGGAUGUUAAAUUAGGUCAAAUACGCUUUCUCUUGUUGAGGGCACAGAUUCUCUCAGCAAAAUGGGGUGAUGCCCCUCUCGUCCUUGCUGGCGAUUUCAAUAGCACUCCUCAGAGUGCUAUUUACAAGUUCCUUUCAUCCUCCAAGCUAAAUAUCUUAUUCUAUGAUAGAAGAGACUUAUCUGGGCAGAGAAGUUGUCAUCCUGCGCAAGUUUUGGGGUUGAAGAAAGAAGUGAGCAGUCCAUUCAUCAUAAUGAACGGAUUACUUGAAAAUUGCUGGACGGAGGAAGAGGUAGAAGUUGCUACUGGUGAUGCUGGGUGCCAUGUACUUGUGCAUCCCUUGAAGCUUUCCAGCUCCUAUGCUUCAGUGAAGGGUUCUAGAAAAACGAGGGGAUCUAAUGGCGAACCUUUAGCCACAUCGUACCACUCAAAGUUUCUUGGAACUGUUGACUAUUUAUGGUACUCUGAUGGCCUUGUACCCACAAAAGUUCUGGAUAUUAUUCCAUUUGAUUCUCUCCACAGUACAGGCAGUCUCCCGUGCAAGAAUAUAGGUAGCGAUCACCUUGCCUUGGUUUCUGAGUUUGCCUUCACAUCAAGAACAGAAGAAGGCAACAAGACUACCACAGCAGCAUUCUCAGGCAUGGCUGCCCCAGCUAUUGAAAGAACAAAAUGAUUUGUUGGUGAUGGACUCAUGUUGAGCCAUUUAAAAGUCAACUGCAAUCAACCAAGAAAGCAAACCUAUAUAUGAUUCGUUCUCUGCAGAUCAUGGACAGCUUCUAUACACAACAUUUUACAGCUUCAGUAGCAAUUAAAAGGCAAAAUAAUUUAGAUUGUUUACCAAUGCAUUACAGUAUUCCAUCUCUCUCUCCCCUCUCUCUUAUACAGAUUUUGGUGCCAUCAAUGUGGGCAUGUAUACAGUUCAGUUUUUUUCCCUGCUAUUAGACAGACUUGCUUGUAUAAAUUGCUUCGCUUCCAUCUUAUUAUAAAUUUGUGUCGAUUCUGAUAUUAA
Messenger RNA from Juglans regia (Persian walnut), 1844 nucleotides. Its product is annotated as carbon catabolite repressor protein 4 homolog 3. Bases 114 to 1508 code for a protein of 464 amino acids. NCBI's taxonomy places the organism in Eukaryota, Viridiplantae, Streptophyta, Magnoliopsida, Fagales, Juglandaceae. The record is from RefSeq and is a predicted model, not a curated record. Gene Ontology annotation, molecular function: 3'-5'-RNA exonuclease activity. The transcript has 13 exons.